AUCGGCGGAGAGUGUCAGAUGACGUACCGCUACACUGACGGCGCUCUCUACCCAACGUCACGCGUUGUCAGGCGAAUCCGCUCAAAGGGUUAAACCAGCGAGGCUGCGCAUUAUAUGUCUGAACUGCGCAGGUGUGGCGCGGUUGUGUUAGAGCUUUAAAUUGUCAUAAAUAACAAACCAUUGAAUCUUCCAGGAGGUUCUUAUUUCUGAUGGCAUGAAUAGAGUUGGCCACAAACGCAGUAGUGUAGUCUAUUGGAAGGAGCUUUGAUGCUAUUUUAGUUUCACUUGGUUUGAUUAUUCCUUACAAUCGAUCUUGCCACCCAUUAUACCCUACUUCUGAUGGUGCUUACUUGGCUUACAAGGGUAAUCGGGUUCUUUCUGACUCUAUCCUGUAGGGAUAGAUCUUUUAAGACCAAAGCCAGAAUUAAUACAAGUUUGGUCGUUUGGUCAUCACCAAUCUUUCGUCCUUUCUGCAUUUGUAACAGUUGAAUGGGAGCAGCUGGAUUAUCGGAUAAACCUUCAGUAAUCUAUUGAUGAGCGGCCACCAGAGGGGAGACGUGAGUUGAGAGUUGGAUGUGACGACAAACCCGGAAGUGUGGCCACAUCAGCAGGAGAGUUUGAGAGCUCGGUUUGACAGCAGGCAACAUUCCACUGAUAUCAAUCCCAAACAAGAUAGCCACAACCAAACAGUUGCGCGUAUUGUAUUGCCUGAACAGUCAUAUGCAAUGGCUGAGUUUGAGGCGACAUCCCAGAAGUCGGCUCUGCAUCCUAAACCUGCAGGACUGGUUCUACAGUAUGGCACCGCCGGGUUCCGUACCGCGGCCAAGCAACUGGACCAUGUGAUGUUCCGUAUGGGCUUACUGGCUGCUCUCCGGUCCCGUCGGACUCGAGCCACAAUAGGAGUGAUGGUUACCGCCUCACACAACCCAGAGGAGGAUAAUGGUGUGAAACUGAUCGACCCGAUGGGGGAGAUGCUGGAGGUGGCGUGGGAGGGCUACGCCACGCAGUUGGCCAACGCAGAGCAGGACGGGCUUGUGACCGCGCUCAGGGACCUGACCGAGAGGGAGGCCAUCAACAUGGACCUGAGCGCCAGUGUGUUCAUCGGCAGAGACACCAGGCCGAGUAGCAAGAUCAUGUCGCAGGCCGUGCAAGAUGGAGUAUCCGCACUUGGUGGGCACUGUGAAGAUUUUGGCCUGGUGACUACGCCUCAGCUGCACUACCUUGUGUGCUGUCAGAACACCCAGGGUCGCUAUGGCGACAUCAGUGUGGAGGGUUACUACAAGAAACUCUCAAAGGCUUUCAUCAAGCUCACCGAGCAUGCGCCUGUGCUGCAACCCCUGCGUGUGGACGGAGCGAAUGGGAUCGGUGCCCUGCAGCUGAAGGCCCUGGAGCCCUACCUGCACGGACACCUGGCGGUCGUGCUCGCCAACGAUGGCUCCACAGGGAAACUAAACCACCUGUGCGGUGCAGACCACGUCAAAGUCCAGCAGGGGGCGCCACAAGGGAUGGAGAUGGGCCUUGGGGAGAGAUGCUGCUCCUUCGACGGGGACGGCGACCGCAUCGUUUACUACUAUAACGCCGAUAAGGGUCGCUUUCACCUGCUGGAUGGAGACAAGAUAGCCACACUUAUCAGCACUUUUAUUAAAGAGCUGCUGACAAAGGCUGGGCUGGACCUGCAGCUGGCCGUGGUCCAGACGGCGUACGCUAACGGGAGCUCCACACACUACCUGGAGGACAGCAUGAAGGUGACUGUGCGCUGUGCGAAGACAGGGGUAAAGCACCUGCACCACGCGGCCCUGGACUUCCAUGUGGGUGUAUACUUCGAGGCCAAUGGUCACGGCACGGUUCUGUUCAGUAAAGAAGCAGAGGAGAAGAUCCACAAGCUGGCUGAAGACCCCAGCGCUCCAGAGGAGAGGAGAAACGCUGCCGUCCAGCUGGAGAACACAAUCAACCUCAUCAACCAGACCGUAGGCGAUGCUAUCUCAGACAUGCUGUUAAUUGAGGCUGUGCUGGCAGUGAAAGGACUCACAGUUCAACAGUGGGACACCAUUUACACAGACCUGCCCAACAGACAACUCAAAGUCAAGGUGGCAGACAGACGUGUGAUUGACACGACAGAUGCUGAGAGAAAGACCACCAGCCCUGCAGGCCUACAGGAAGCUAUUGACACGCUGAACAGGAAGUACCGCCUCUCUCGAUCAUUUGUUCGCCCCUCUGGGACUGAGGAUGUGGUGAGGGUGUAUGCAGAGGCAGAGACACGGGAGAGUGCUGAUGCCCUAGCACACGAGGUCAGCCUUGCCGUGUACCGUCUGGCUGGAGGAGUUGGAGAAGAGCCUAAGCCUUUACACUAACCACACACUCUCUCACUCUCUCUCUCUCUCUCUCUCUCUCUCUCCCCCACUUUCUCUCUUUCUCUCUCACACACACACACAUAUCCACAGACUUAAAUGCAUACGCAGAAAUGAAUGCAUUUGCAUUUACAAUCAGUUUAUUCUGUAAAAAAAAAAGGGACCUGCUAAGUGUGUGUCUGAAGAUCACCACCUCCCUCAUACAGCUGGACACAGAUGGAGGUUCUCUGAUAGAACCUUAGUACAUGGUGUUCAGGGAACAGCACAUCCAUGCUUGAGGCCUUAAGCACUGAUUGGUGCCAAAUUGUGUUUACCACACUCUCAUUCUGACUGGACCCCUUUCGGCAACCACAGGCAGAGGUGGAACACUUCAGUAACAGAGAGUUUAGAUCUCGUCUUGUUUUCGCCCUAAACAUGUUUUAGAGCAGCUUACUCCGGUGAUAAGCUGUUCUUAUUCGCCCUAAACAUGUUUUAGAGCAGCUUGCUCCGGUGAUAAGCUGUUCUUAUUGUGCCAAGUAGGGAACUACCUGAUGGUUUGAUUUAGACCUGAUGGAGACUUUUUAAGGUUAUAAACAUACCUGACAUAGAGGGCCCUCAUUUCACUGAUGGGCAACUGGCAAUCAGCCACGCAUGAACUGGAGAUCAUUUAAUAACUUGGCAAAAUCUUUGUUAAUUUAAUACCAUUAGCAAAAUUUUAAGUGCAAACAUGGGUUUGUCAGCGCUGUUCUCCCACAUUUCACACAAAAACUUUAGUUCGGAUUUUGCUCCUUGCCCAGUUUUAAUUGGUUAGGAAGGGAUUCAUCUUCAGGUUGAACACUAAAGUGUAAAGUUACUGUAAUUUGAGGAAUAUGCAAAGUUUGUUUUUGCCGUAAUGUGAAGUGUGUUGCAUUAGUCUUCACUCGUGUGUGUUUUUUGUUUACAUUUCUAUAAAACUGGACAGAUUGAGUAUAUGGGAUAAUAGUGAUUAAAACACUGUGACAAUGA
Molecule: messenger RNA, 3332 nt
Organism: Clupea harengus (Atlantic herring)
Lineage: Eukaryota; Metazoa; Chordata; Actinopteri; Clupeiformes; Clupeidae
Gene: pgm3
Product: phosphoglucomutase 3
Exons: 14
Coding region: 726-2351 (541 amino acids)
Biological process (GO): UDP-N-acetylglucosamine biosynthetic process; hemopoiesis; carbohydrate metabolic process
Molecular function (GO): phosphoacetylglucosamine mutase activity; magnesium ion binding
Source: RefSeq, a predicted model, not a curated record